Clarias gariepinus (North African catfish) is the source of this 2463-nucleotide messenger RNA. It is a transcript of the gene chfr, whose product is annotated as checkpoint with forkhead and ring finger domains, E3 ubiquitin protein ligase. Lineage: Eukaryota; Metazoa; Chordata; Actinopteri; Siluriformes; Clariidae. Gene Ontology annotation, biological process: mitotic cell cycle checkpoint signaling; ubiquitin-dependent protein catabolic process; protein ubiquitination. Gene Ontology annotation, cellular component: nucleus. Gene Ontology annotation, molecular function: ubiquitin-protein transferase activity; protein binding. The transcript has 18 exons. The record is from RefSeq and is a predicted model, not a curated record. The coding region runs from base 278 to 2170 and encodes 630 amino acids.
CAGUAUAAACUCAGUACACACACUCUGAGUGAGUGAAGCUGCAGGUCUGUAACUCUGUGCUUGACUGUAGCUCUGCUCUCGCGCGCUGCUGUGGCUGUGACCCGGAUGUAAAACCUGACAUUAAUAAUAUUAAUAAUAAUAAUCACUUCAGUCGAAGUUGAGUUUUUACAGGACGAGGCGCGUGACGCUCACCAAACCGGAAGUGGAGAUUCAAUCAGUCAGGAAAAGAUGAGUUGAUGUGGGGAGACGGAGAGAAGAGAGAGACAGAGAGAGAAGGAUGGAGAGGACGAGUGCGGGGGGCGCGGCGGCGCUGCAGCAGGCGUGGGGGAAACUGGUGCGGGUCGGACCAUCGACAGAAUCGGUGCUCACUCUGUUACUCGUUAAUAAGGAGUGUACGGUGGGCCGGAGGAAAGGAUGUGAUUUGUCGUUUCCUGCCAGUAGACUGAUCUCAGGUGAUCACUGUAGAAUCACACGGGAUCAGGAGUCAGGACAGGUGUGGCUCGAGGACACCAGCACUAACGGGACGGUCAUAAACAUGUCGAAGCUGGUGAAGAAACAGAGCCACCUGCUGCAGAACGGUGACAUCAUCUACUUCGUGUACAGGAAGAACGAACCUGAGCAGAACAUUGCGUAUGUGUAUCACUCGAUCGCUCACACACUCUCGAGCUGCGUGGAUCUACAGGAUAGUGAAGACCUGAGGAGUGUGGAGCUGAUGGAGAGAGUCGACCCAGACGUGGACCCGGCGCCGGUGGAACCCGUCACUCUCCCCUCCGUACCGCAGGAGGUGCAGCUCCGACCCGGCUUCCAGGAGGCUCAGCCCUCUACCUCCUACAGCAUCGCCACGCCCACCACACACACUCACACUCUCACUGGGACAGUUUUCAGUGAGGUGAGAUCAGUGCAGUGCUCAAUGAAGCGUCCAGACGGAGGGAGUGAGACAGACGAGUGUGUGCAGCCAGACAGGAAGAGACAGAAAACAGAUGAUCAGUACGUGGUGUAUCCCCCCGUCUGUGUCCGCGGCGCUCCAGCUGCUCCCCCUAAAUCCGUGAGAGACGGAGCAGACGGAAACACCACGGAUAAAAUGGAGGAGUCUCUCACCUGCAUCAUCUGUCAGGACCUGCUGUACGACUGCGUCAGUCUGCAGCCCUGUAUGCACACCUUCUGUGCAGCGUGCUACUCCGGGUGGAUGGAGCGCUCGUCUCUGUGUCCCACCUGUCGCUGUCCUGUAGAGAGAAUCCGCAAAAACCACAUCCUCAACAACCUGGUGGAGGCGUACCUGCUCCAGCACCCCGAGAAGUGCCGCAGUGAGGAGGACCUCCGCAGCAUGGAUGCUCGUAAUAAGAUCACACAGGACAUGCUGCAGCCCAAAGUGGAGCGCUAUUUCUCAGAUGAAGAAGGAAGCUCAGAUUAUCUGUUCGAGCUCUCUGAUAAUGACAGCGACACGUCUGAUCUCAGUCAGCCCUACAUGACGUGCAGGCAGUGUCCAGGCUAUAAAAAAGACUUUAGCCCCGCCCCCUGGAUCUGUGGCACCGCCAGUGAGGUGGCGCAGACGCCUGAAGACGGACCGUCUACGUCUUCGGAUACCAGCACAGACGCUCAGGAGUUCACCUGUCCCCCUCACGGCAGUCACCUGAUCUGUACCUGCUGUUUACAGCCAAUGCCUGAUCGCAGGGCGGAGCAUGUUGGCACAGACCCCUCCCCUCAGCACUGUCUGGUGUGUCAGCGCCCGUUCUGUCACCUGUACUGGGGCUGCCAGCGAGUCGGGUGCCAGGGCUGCCUGGCGCGGUUUACAGAUCUGAAUCUGAGUGAGAAGUGUCUAGACGGCGUCCUCAACAACAAUCACUACGAGUCUGAAAUCCUGCAGAAUUAUUUGAGCUCCAGAGGAAAGACAUGGAAGGACAUGCUGCAAGAGGCGCUACAGAGCACACAGGAAGGUCUUUACCACCUGACAGAUUACCGUAUUAAUGGAAACUCCUUCCUGUGUUACUGCUGUGGACUUCGCUUCUUUAAAGAACUCGCGUACGCCUACAGAGCUAAUAUUCCUGCUGCUGAGCUACCAGUAACAGAGAGACCGGAUUGUUAUUGGGGUCGUAACUGCAGAACACAAAUCAAAGCUCACCACGCCAUGAAAUUUAACCACAUCUGUGAGCAGACACGCUUUAAGAACUGAGGUCGUGUCCCAGACGGUGAUGUCACAGCUCUGGAAAUGUUUUUUUUUUGUUUUUUUUUCUACAAUAUGCAAAUUCAAUCAGUUUGGAACGUCGGAUGUAAUUAAGAUGUUAUCGUGCACUUUCUUACUGUGUAUGUAUGUGAGAUCAGAAAUCGGAUUUAAACUCCGCUGGAACGAGCAAUCAGAACCGUACCGUGACUAUGUGAAGGCGGAGCCGCCGUUAAUCGAACACUUAAUUAAACAUUGUGCCUAAUGAGCAUGUGCUGAUUUAAUACAGAAUGACUUUAGUAUCA